Molecule: messenger RNA, 1708 nt
Organism: Hevea brasiliensis (rubber tree)
Lineage: Eukaryota; Viridiplantae; Streptophyta; Magnoliopsida; Malpighiales; Euphorbiaceae
Product: probable aminotransferase TAT2
Exons: 7
Coding region: 126-1379 (417 amino acids)
Biological process (GO): biosynthetic process; amino acid metabolic process
Molecular function (GO): transaminase activity; pyridoxal phosphate binding
Source: RefSeq, a predicted model, not a curated record
UGGUGGCAAGCUGUCAGCCAUGCACUCCCUUCAUUCCACCAAAAAGUGCUAGCUUCUCAUAUAAAUAUCAAUAAGAAGAACCCAGCAAGAUUUUCAAGAAACUGAGAUAGGUAGAUAGAUAGCCCAUGGAGAAGGUUAAGGAGAGUGGAACCAUGAACAAUUGUGAAGUGGAGACGCCCAAAAACAUAACCAUCAAAGGCAUUAUAAGUUUGCUGAUGCAAAGUGUUGAUGAGAAAUGUGAUAGGAGUGUGAUUUCUCUUGGCAUGGGUGACCCUUCUGCCUAUUCUUGCUUUCACACCACACCUAUUGCUCAACAUGCUGUUGUUGAUGCUUUUCAAUCUGACAAGUUCAAUGGUUAUUCUCCUACUGUUGGCCUUCCGCAAACUAGAAGGGCAAUUGCUGAUUACCUAUCUCGUGAUCUUCCUUACAAGUUGUCAUCUGAUGAUGUUUUUAUCACAUCUGGUUGCACACAAGCCAUUGAUGUUGCUUUGACAAUGCUUGCUCGUCCUAGUGCGAAUAUCCUGCUUCCAAGGCCAUGCUUUCCAAUUUAUGAACUUUGUGCUGCGUUUAGGGGACUUGAAGUUAGACGCUUUGAUCUUCUUCCAGAUAAAGGCUGGGAGGUUGAUCGGGAUGCAAUUGAAGUUCUUGCAGAUCAGAAUACUGUUGCAUUGGUUAUCAUAAAUCCUGGAAAUCCUUGUGGGAAUGUAUACUCUUACCAACAUUUGAAAGAGAUUGCAGAUAUAGCGGAAAAGCUUAAAAUUCUUGUUAUUGCUGAUGAAGUUUAUGGGCACCUUGCUUUUGGGAAGAAUCCGUUUGUACCAAUGGGAGUUUUUGGAUCCACUGUUCCUGUUCUUACCCUUGGUUCUCUAUCAAAGAGAUGGAUAGUGCCUGGAUGGCGACUUGGUUGGUUUGUAACUACUGAUCCAUCUGGCAAGUUCAUAAAAACAAAGGUUGUUGAACAUAUUAAGAAGUACUUCGACAUUUUGGGAGGACCUGCAACUUUCAUCCAGGCAGCAGUACCUUACAUUCUUGAGCAAACUGAUGAAGUUUUCUUCAAGAAAACAAUCAAUAUACUGAAGCAGGCAUCCGAGAUUUGCUGUGAUAGGAUAAAGGAGAUCCCUUGCAUCACUUGUCCUCACAAGCCUCAGGGAUCUAUGGCUGUUAUGAUGAAACUGAAUCUUCCACUACUGGAUGAUAUCUCAGAUGAUAUUGAUUUCUGCUUCAAACUGGCUAAAGAGGAAUCUGUUAUCAUUCUUCCAGGAACUGCAGUGGGGCUAAAAGAUUGGCUCCGCAUAACUUUCGCUGCCGACCCAGCAUCACUUGAAGAAGCUCUAGUGAGGGUAAAAUCUUUCUGUCAAAGGCACACCAAGUUUAUAUAGGGCAGCUACCAAUGAUCCCAUGAUAGAUUCUUCCCUUUGGUGAAGCUGUUAAAAGUAAUCUAUCAGUAGCCGUAUUAUUAAACAUGUAAACAAAAAUAGACUUCAUAGUAUCUUUAUCAGGUAAGCACAUAAAGGAAUUGACAGCUAGACAUGAACCUAAACAGAGGUUCAGAGUUUACUGCAUACAAGUCCAUGUGAGAAAUCGAUGACAAGUUUUACUCUUUGAGGGUCGUACUGAUAUUCAAAUCUUCUUAACUUGUUUCAUUGGAAGACAAUGUUCUGCAUUAAUCAUCAUGAAAUUGAUAUCAUAAGGACUCAUUUUUAUAGCA